Messenger RNA from Diabrotica balteata, 555 nucleotides. The record is from the annotation of a GenBank genome assembly. Lineage: Eukaryota; Metazoa; Arthropoda; Insecta; Coleoptera; Chrysomelidae.
AUGAUAUUGAUCAAUGAAUCAAUGAUGAUUGAUAUACAUGAUGAUGGAGCAACUGUAAAAAAAUUGUUUGUUGGUGAAAUGAAGGAUGAUAUUGAAGAAGAAGACCUAAAAGAUUAUUUUACAAAGUUUGGUAACAUUAUGUCUGUCAGUGUUGUUUGUGACAAAGAUACUGAAAAAAAGAGAGGAUUUGGAUUUGUGGAAUUUGAAGAUUAUGACUUUGUCGAUAAAGUUAUCUUACAAAGAAGCCACACAAUCAAAGGUAGGAAUGACGAUGUUAAAAAGGCCUUAAGCGGAUUAAUGGAUCGUGUGUCAAAUAGAGGAGGAGAAGGUGGUGGUAUGGGUGAUGACAGGGGUGGAAACUUCAACCAAGGUAAGCAAUGGUUAAUAUUUAAAACAAUUCAAAUAUACACAUACCAAUUUAAACAACUUACAUCAUAUAAUAGGUGGUGGAGGUGGAAACUGGAACCGUGGAGGUGGAGAUUAGAAUCAAGAUGGAUCAGGAGGUUGUGGAGGAGGUUAUGGUGGUGGACCCUAGUCUCAAGGACCAUGUGGUAA